UUCAGACUACAGCGUUUAUAUGUUCAACAAUAGGAAACGUAGUCUUAGCUGUUUUAAAAUUACACCAAGUUUAUUUAUACAUACCUGGGGAGGGAAACAUUCCACCGGGUGUUAAGCAAAUGAAUGUAGGUAUCAACCUGCCGGUUUUACUCCUGUUGUCUCGUCCUCGCUCAGCACUGCGUGGUGCACAGCCCGUCACACAGAGCUCCGAGCGGACGCAGCACGAGGCGAAGUUACGGCAGCAGACCGACAUGAACGGGCUGAUUGAACCACGACUACCGGCUCCACUACUCUUUUCCUCCAGAAUGUCCAAUUCACCCGAGCCCCUCGUCUCCAAAGGGACCCAGGACGCUCCUCAUUAUGUGUCCUCACCACCACCAGCACCACCAGCACCACCAGCUCCAUCACCGCCAGGAGAUACGGUGUUCUGCGUCCUGACCCUCCAGAUGUUGUUCUCCUUCGGGGUCUUGUGUGCGUCCUUCUCCGGAGGGAAGGAGGGACGGACCAACAAGUGGCUCUACGUCAGCUCCCUGCUCACCUUCAGCGGCUUCGCCGUCGCCCUCAGCAUCUGCAAGUCCUUCAGCCAACGUCACCCCUGGAACAUCGUGGGAUGGGUAGUGGUCACCGUGAGCUUGUCGCACAUGGUGGGAACCAUCGCCUCCUUCCUCGACUUGAACCACGUCUUCGUCACUGUCGGAGUACUGAUGGUCAUUGCUUUCGCCAUCGUUGCCUUCUCUGCAAAGACUCAUCAUCACGACGUUUGGGACGGUCUGCUGAUGACUCUGACCGUGGACGUGGUGGCGUUUGCGUUCCUACAUCUUUUACUCCCUCGUCACCUUUGACCCGGAGAUGCAACGGUUUUACCAGCGAUGAUGGUUAUAUUCUAUAAUAAGAAUAAUAUUACACACAAUCCUCAUCUUACAGCUGGGGAGGAAGUGAAACUAGAGUGCAUUCGCACACAAGGGAGGCCGACAUGUCACGUUUAAAAUGUCUUUAUUAUUUCUUUACACUGUAACUCCUCUAUUAACUAAAAUAUGAUUUCUGCUGUUCAUUUCUCUUUUUACAUAUAAAGUUCAUUAAAAAUGUUUGUACUGUAUGUGAUGUUGUCAGAGCAUGUUCACCACUACAGAGAAUUAAAACACAUGAAAACAUU
Messenger RNA from Gasterosteus aculeatus aculeatus (three-spined stickleback), 1153 nucleotides. RefSeq names its product protein lifeguard 1. The record is from RefSeq and is a predicted model, not a curated record. Gene Ontology annotation, biological process: negative regulation of apoptotic signaling pathway. Gene Ontology annotation, cellular component: endoplasmic reticulum; membrane; Golgi apparatus. NCBI's taxonomy places the organism in Eukaryota, Metazoa, Chordata, Actinopteri, Perciformes, Gasterosteidae.